CGAAGCAUAACAAACAGCUCCCCCGAGGGAGGGCCAGAUCACAGGGCGGAGGUGGGAUAGGGAGCAGACCCUGGGAACCCCCAUCGCCACUGGGGUUGCUCGGGUCUCUUGGGUCCCCAGCGAGGACUGAGAGGCAGAGAGGGCCCUGAAGGGGGUGGGGGGGGGUGGCAGGGGAGUUAACAGGGUUGGAAGAUGGGGGCGGGCCCUCCUGUUCCUGGAUCCUGCUCCAGGCCCUUUCUCCCAUCUCCUCCCCCGCCUCCCGGGCCCCGCCCCCUUCCUCUCGCCCUCCACCCCCACCCCCCCUUUUAAGAGCAGCCGGCUGCUGCCUCUCCAGUCUAUCAUCAUCCCAGGGGGGCUACUGCCGGGGAUGGCAGCUCAGCGGCUCGGCAAGCGGGUCCUGAGCAAGCUGCAGUCACCCUCCCGGGCCGGGGGCAGUGCUGGUGGUAGCCCUGGGGGUCUGCAGAAGCGACACGCCCGAGUCACGGUCAAGUACGACCGGCGGGAGCUACAGAGGCGGCUGGACGUAGAAAAGUGGAUCGACGGACGCCUGGAGGAACUGUACCAGGGCCGGGAGGAAGACAUGCCUGAUGAGGUCAACAUUGAUGAGUUAUUGGAACUAGAGAGUGAAGAGGAGAGAAGCAAAAAAAUUCAGGGAAUCUUGAAGGCCUGCAGGAACCCCACAGAGGAUUUUGCCAGGGAGCUGCUCCUGAAACUCCGGGGGCUUCACAAGCAGCCUGGUGUUCCCCGGGGCAGUCCCUCAGAUGAUUCGGAUGGGGGGGGCAUGAGCCCAGUCCAGGAUCAAGCCAGAACUGCCCCUCGCUGACUGCCCCCUUUCCCUUUGAUACCCUGGAGAAAGGGUGGCUUCCUGUGUCCAUAUGGGCCACCCUGGACCCCACCUCUGCCUGGGACUAUGUUUAUAAAUUGUAUUUUAUGUUGUUUUAAAAGGAAAAA
Messenger RNA from Monodelphis domestica (gray short-tailed opossum), 951 nucleotides. It is a transcript of the gene PPP1R14A, whose product is annotated as protein phosphatase 1 regulatory inhibitor subunit 14A. NCBI's taxonomy places the organism in Eukaryota, Metazoa, Chordata, Mammalia, Didelphimorphia, Didelphidae. Gene Ontology annotation, molecular function: protein serine/threonine phosphatase inhibitor activity. Gene Ontology annotation, biological process: regulation of phosphorylation. Gene Ontology annotation, cellular component: cytoplasm. The record is from RefSeq and is a predicted model, not a curated record.